Drosophila hydei is the source of this 2360-nucleotide messenger RNA. RefSeq names its product cytokine receptor. The transcript is spliced from 2 exons. The coding region runs from base 82 to 2262 and encodes 726 amino acids. Gene Ontology annotation, cellular component: membrane. Lineage: Eukaryota; Metazoa; Arthropoda; Insecta; Diptera; Drosophilidae. The record is from RefSeq and is a predicted model, not a curated record. Gene Ontology annotation, molecular function: protein binding; cytokine receptor activity.
GAGACGUGCUCCUAGGAGCAGUAAUAAGUCAAAUUUCCAUACAACAAAAUACGUAUAUAAACAUAAAUAUAAAUAUAAUAUAUGACGCAAAUGGGCCGCUAUCGCCGCCCGAUUAACAGCACAAAUUUGAAGUUCGAAAUGUUGCGUUUUGUGUUAGUCAGCGUAUUCGUUGCCAGCUAUUGCUGUUCACAGUGCCGCGGCGAUGACGAUCCGCUCGAUCACAUCCAUUUCGAGCCAUCCCGUAGUAAUAUACGCGAGGGCCAAGCAUACAACGUUACCUGCUGGGCCGACAGUCUCGCUGCCUUGAACAAACUCUGCGACGGCGGCGGCGCGGAGCGUUUGUACAUGCAGGCGAACCGCUUGAAUUUGACUGUGCACAUACUUAAUGGCAGCACUAUUUACCACGAGGUCCGCUCGGCUCAGCCGAAGCACGAGCGGGCGUUUGGCUACGAGUGCCUGUGCAAUGGCAAGUCACUGCUAUCCUCGUACUUCCGGGUGGGCGUCCGGCUGCAGGUUGAUGACUUCAGCUGCCGGUUCGAGGAGGCCGAGUCUCCGGCGACGUUCACCUGCAGCUUCAGCAAGCCAGCCCUGAGUGACGUUGUUGCCAAGGCCAAUUACACGUUGCAGCAUAACAAUCAGAUUGUCGAAUGCCAGCCGGCUGGCAAGGGAUUACAGAUGCAGUGCAUCGGCCGCCUGGAUAUCUUCAAUGAAGUGUACAACUUUACUUUAAGGCUGCACGAUCAUCUGGACGAGCAUUUCCAGCGAUUCCAGCUGCGGCGCGAACAGAUGAUUGUGCUGGAGCGGCCCGGGUCCAAUUUGAAUGUGACAAGCCUAAACAGCUCAUCGAUUUGCCUCGAGUGGAGCGCCAAGCGGUCCACAAACCACAUCGGCUAUACCAUCGAGUGGUCAAAGCAGCUGCUGAUGCUGCCGCCGAACGGCAGCAGCGAUAGCGGCGUGAUCUGGUCGGACCCCGAGCAGCUGACGAACAAAGAGCGCCUCUGCCUGUUUCGCCUGCCCCGUCCCUAUCAGAACUACACGAUUCAGCUGAAACGUCGCUACGCCUAUGCGAGCGCCCACUGGAGCCGGACCUUUGUCUACAGCUUCUGCACGCAUCCGGAGCUACCGGCACGACCGCCCGUCGUCUGGCCAAGCGGCUAUCAUAUCGAUCCCAAGCGGCCAAGCGAGCUGCACAUCUACUGGCAACAGCUGCCCCAAGUGGAGCACAAUGGUCCAGGCUUCACCUACAACGUGACCAUUCAAAAGGCCAGAUAUCCGCAUGAAAUCAUAGCUGCCAGAGUGGAAAUCGAAUCGAAUCGAGCCAUAGUCCGCAAUCUAAGCCUGCACAGCGAUAGCUUUACGAUAAUCGUGCUCAGUCAGAAUUCGUUGGGCAGCUCGUUGCAGAGCAGUCGGAUACGAAUACCGCGACAGCAGGAGUCGAUGCAAGCGAGACGAGUGCCCAAGAACUUGGCCAUUGGCACGGGGGAGAGCCGGAAGCAACUCACCUGGGAGCCGCCAGAGGAGCAGAAGCUGCUGACCAGCUACACCGUCUACUGGUGCAGCUGGAACACAACGGAUCGCAGCGAGUGCAAUGCGAGCGUGGCCCUUGACUCCGCUGAGGUGGAGCGCUGCACUCAAUGCCAGUACGAGCCAUCGGCUGGCACGCUGAUCGAUGCCUUCAACUGGGCCGUCUCGGCCAAUUAUGAUGCGCGCGAUGCGAUUGGCAGCGGCGGCAUUCGCUGGCUGGCCUGGUACCAUGGACCAUUCACGACGGCCGUCGUCAAAUCGGAUCCAAAGCAGAAUCUGCAGGGCUUAGUUGCGCUCAUCAUACUCGGCGGCUUCAUCUAUUUCCUCGUUCAGAAGUAUCGCUAUAUGUCCGACAUCAAGGUGGAUCUGCCUGUGGGUCUGCAAAGUGUGCCGGCACUAACAAUAGUGGAGCAGGAGCUUCCACUUCUAGUCGUAGAUCAGCAUCAGCGGCAGCAGCAGCAGCCGCAGCCGCAGCAGCAGUUGGAGGAGCUGCAGGAGGAGCAGACGAACUUCGAUUCUAGCGUCGAGUAUGCUGCGGUGCGCUUUGAAUGCUUUCGACCUCCGGACACACUGAAAGCUGCUCAGCCAAUGUCAGACUAUGUCAGCACGCUAAGUCCACUAUUUCCAUCAGCUCCGCCAGCUGCUGAUCUCGCCGCAUCCCUGGACAAUCCCUCGGGCUACAUUUGCAUGCAAUCCAUUCGGCCAACCCAAGUCACAGGCUACGUGAGCCUACCAUAACGCAUCCGGAUAUAGCAUAUGUAUAUAUGACACAUUCUUUUAAGUCAGUUAAGCAGAGAGAUAAAGACAAAGGCAGACGCGUACACAACUAGCGAGAG